AUGGACUUUACGUCCUCCUUCCACCGGUCCAAGCGUCCGCGCUCCGAAGAUCCUCCCACGUCGAGCACUACGAGUCCAUGGCGACUACCAGCCAAUCAGACGCUUGUGGACAAUCAAAAGUACCUGAACGAGCAGCUGCAACACGUCGUGGCGCUGUCAUCGAUGUUGGGGGCUCGCUCUUCCGGUCUGGAGAACGGUACUAGGAGAUUUUUAGCCAAGGAGAAGGCAGCAGAAGACGACGUAGACAAAGUCUGUACUCUGGAUCUAGCCAAAGUCUGGAGACUGCUAAGUGUAGGAAUGACGCAACAGACAGAGGAGCAAAUGAGGGCUGAGAGUGGAGUGAGAGAGGUCAUGGACCUCGUGAGUUAUCUGCUCUACGUAAGGGACCGCGAGCUGGAUCGUCAGAAUCGACUAAGCGAGAAUUUAGGCAGAGUGGAAAAGCAAUUGGAGAGGAAAAAUCACAUCGUGCAGACUCUGACGACGGAUCUUGAGAUGUUGAAGCAGAACUUUGCUCAGAAAGAAAAUGCAUUCAAGGCUAAGGAGAAGAGUUUAUUGGCUGAAAGAAAGACGCUGCAGGUGGAGAAGAAAGCGCUGGAAGUCAACUGCGCCAGGUUACAAGGUGUGGAGACGGCGUAUAAAGCGCAACUGAGGAGAAAAGACGUCGACUAUGCACGGCUCAAAAAAAGUUUACAGGAUGCAGUUGCACGAGCUGCUAAGGAGAAGCGAGGCAUGGCGAUAGCAAAGACUUUGAAUGGACUUCGAGAGCGAAAACAGGCUUCGACGACGAAGCAGUCCAAGGAGAGCAAGCUUACGAAGCAGAUUAUGGAUAAUUUGGAGCGUAAGAAAGCCGAGCUACUGUUAGACAACGAAGCGCUGGCAAAGAGCUACGAUGCGUUGCAACACCACUUGGAAUCGCUCACGUCGCAGUACAAGAAGGCUGUUCAACUCUUCCUUGCCCAGAAAAACUUGGAGGGUGAUGCUGAAGAAUUGGAGAAACUGGCGAGAGCUCCUAUUGACGACUUUACUCCAACACCGUUCAACAUGGCUACAAAAGAAAGCAUUCCGCAGUACAUUUCUGCAUCAAUGGAGGCUUUGGACGGAAAGUUGAAGCAGCUCGAGCACGUCAUUCGCAAUGAACUACCAUCCGCAGAAGCUCGUAGUGAUCGAGAGGUGAUCAAGCGAUUGCGACGGAAGCUGGACGACGCACACGCCAUUAUCAAGGAGCAAGACCAGCUGCUUCAAGCGUCGUUAUCGUCCCCUGCAGUUGACGAAGAGAUGGCGCAGGAGAAAAGCGAGCUGGCUGUGCUUCGCCAGAAUCUGGAGAAGGAACGCAGACUCUUGCAAGAGCAGGCUGUCAAACUUGACAAAGACCGCUUGGAGUUUGAGGUGAGCAGCAACUAA
Molecule: messenger RNA, 1401 nt
Organism: Phytophthora infestans T30-4
Lineage: Eukaryota; Oomycota; Peronosporomycetes; Peronosporales; Peronosporaceae
Exons: 6
Coding region: 1-1401 (466 amino acids)
Source: RefSeq, a predicted model, not a curated record